This is a messenger RNA of Spirodela intermedia, 2928 nucleotides long. The record is from the annotation of a GenBank genome assembly. Lineage: Eukaryota; Viridiplantae; Streptophyta; Magnoliopsida; Alismatales; Araceae.
AUGAGGGUCGCCCGGAAGGUCGUCAUCCUCAUCGGUGAUGAGGGCGGUUUGGGAGCUGUCAUCUCCGACGGUCUCAGCGUGAGGCCAGGUUCUGACCUCUCAAGGUGAUAACUCGUCUUCCUUCUGAGCGAUUCGGACCUUGUUGAAGGUUUUUUGCUAAAUUUCUUCGUCGCUCGACGCCCUCAUUUUGUCUCUCUUUUUUUGAUCCAGAGAACAGUCAAGCCUCCAGCUCUCGCUGGAGAACUACGGUGUUAAGGAUCCUGGAGUGUCUUGCUCUCUGAUUCACUUCAACGAUCGUUGCGGUUCUCCUCAGGCACCUCCCUCCGACCCUUUAUCCCGUUUGCUUCCAUUAUUCUCGUGAAACUUCCGGAAAUUGAUUACUCUUCUCCUUUAAUUUAUUACUCUGGGCGGAGAUGGUGGAGAUGUGGAUUUCCUUACUAAGCCUAGCGUUCUGUGGGAGAUUGAAUUCGUUCACCAUUUUUAUAUGUGAUGGAUUGGUUGUUGAGAAUCUUCCACUCUUGUCCCUCACUGUAGGUCUUAAUCAUACUCGUGCCAAAUUUUGAGCCACCAGUUGCUGCAUGCGCUGUGAAUGAGAUCUUGGCAACAGUUAUAUCAGAAAAUUCCUCGGAACUGCCGAUAAUCGUAGUUCCCAUCUUUCAGCCGUCGCUGAAGAUCAGUCAGGAGCCUAAGAAACCAAAGCUCUUUGACAAUAGAGUUGCUAUUUUUGGUGUUGAAAUAGGCCUGGUGACCGACACAACUCAGGCUAUGUUGUCCGGGAUCCCUAAACCUCCUUCGUCAUUGCGGCUCAGUUGUGAAACAUCGGCCUGCUUACUGCAGAUGAUUCGGGUGUUAAAUAUUCCUUCCCUUCUAAUUGGUACAAGUAUUGGCCAACCAGAUAUAUCUGCUAAAGCCGAGGAUAUUCAGGUACUUAUUUUCUCUAUUUUGUAGGAGCUCUUCUAUUUGUAAAAUAUUUCGAAGUAUUUUGAGAAAAAGGUACACUUCCGAAGAUAGAAAGUGUUCUUUUGCUUUCAACAUUGAUUUUAUUUGUUAUGCUUCUCCAAGAAUAAUUUUUUCAUGAGGCUAUCUUUUUUUAUGUUUUUCAAUGAAAUUGACAGCUAGAAAUGAAAUUAGUUUCAGACACAGAUACUUUUCUCUAGCAGUUUUACAAGCGGUUUAUGUAAGAAUCCAUUUAUAUUAGUUUCCUUGAAGCUAAUUCUAUUGUGUUUUUUAUGUAAAAUGAUCAACGUUAUUAAGUAAUCUGAUGGACCAUGACUGAAUGUUAGACCCCGACCUAUAAAUCGCAUCCAUUAGUAGGUCGGAGCAAAUCACGGAAACCGCUCUAUCCACCGGCCGGACAACAUGUAAAUGUAGAACAAGAGGCGAAAAGAUCCCUGUCACUCAAUCUCAAACAUUUUUCUGGUAUUCUAUUAGAUCUAGGGAAAAUUCCUUCUGGCGGAAAUAUUAUUUGGGUAGAGAAUUUAGACUUUGGAGCCUGAAUUAGUCUGGGAACAGAAAUUGUUUCUAACUUUGGAAAACGUUUUAAAGUUAUUCAUUCUUUACGCUGACUAAAUGAUCAUAAAUAGUGGCUAAAGGGAGAUGAUGAAGUAGAGGAAUUUGGCCCUUGUAGAAGUUAGAGGAACAUCACUGGAACCAAAGAGGCAGUAAGAAUUACCACCAAAAGAAGAUAACUUCUGCUAUCGCAGCCAUAUCCAGCUCAACUUUGUUCUGAUAUUGAGUUUUGUUAUAAUAUUUGAGAGGUAAGGGUGCCUUUGGAGAAGCUAGAGAUGUAUGUAAGGUUGUCUGUAUUGUGAAGAGGUAAUCUUACUGGGGGACCUUCCUUCAUAACAGUAUAGUGGGACAGGCAGAAACAGAUAACUAGAUCCAUACCAUCCGUUUCCAGCAUCAUACUUCUACUUUCGGCUCUAAACUCAAAACUUUAAUGUAACCACUUUUUAACUAGCACCUUGACAGGAUGGAGCAUAGUUUAGAGAGAGGCAUUGACUAAUAGUGAAGAGCAGCACGACAAUCAGAUGGCGAAUACUCUGAGGUUGUCUAGAUAGGAGAGACUAGCCUAUAAGACUUACAACUUUUUACCCUAGUUUAUUCAUUUUUCAACCAUUCAUAAUUUUUGUGGGUAAGUUAGUCGCAGACGUAUCUUAGAGAUAUCUCGUUCGUCAAAAUCUAGCGAAAAGGUUUUAUAACUUUUUACCCUAGUUCAUCCAUUUUUCUAGCAUUCAUAGUAAGUCGGUAGCAGUCAUAGAGAUAUCAUGUUCUUCAAAAACUGAGUCAUUAAUGUUCAAGGAAAUAGAUACCAGCUAUCAUGGCUAUCAGAAAACACAGCCAUAGAUUUCAAGAAAAAUAACUUCUUAAUAUUUUACCAAUUCAUGAACCAAUCAGAUGUGAGAUCUCCUGUCCUACACUAAUGGAAUGAAAGAAAAUGGGGAAAGUAUGCCUUGGCCUUCUGCAAGUCUCCGGGGGCUUUUGUAAUGGUGACUAGGAGUCUCUCUGGGUUUCAUAAAAAAAAAAUGAUUAGGAUAAUCAGAUGCGCACUAAACACCAUCCUCUAUUUCAUGGUUUUGCCUUUCAUGGGCCUGGAACAGAUUUUAAAAAUCAAGUAUAAUUAAGUCAUGAAAUUCUGUCCUCGGAUAUUAUAUAUUUUUAAAAAGUCCUCUUCUCACAACGGAAACUCCCGUUGAAUGAUUAGCAGGAGUAUCUGUGAUUGCUCCACUACAGCAGUUUGUCCAGUUAUUGCCACUGCAUCUGCGACCUCACAAGACACCUAACCAGGGUUUUUCUUUGCAGGGAGUAAAUGGGAUUGGAGAGUUCUUGGCAAACUGCACUGGUUUAAGCUUCUCCAAGGGCAAGACUAACUGGAUAGAGAGAGAGAAAUCGAGGUCGCAAGAGCCAUGGAGAGCAUUGUAUGGCUGA